This is a messenger RNA of Lampris incognitus (smalleye Pacific opah), 2088 nucleotides long. Its product is annotated as alpha-1,6-mannosylglycoprotein 6-beta-N-acetylglucosaminyltransferase B-like. Gene Ontology annotation, biological process: protein N-linked glycosylation. The record is from RefSeq and is a predicted model, not a curated record. Gene Ontology annotation, cellular component: Golgi apparatus. Gene Ontology annotation, molecular function: alpha-1,6-mannosylglycoprotein 6-beta-N-acetylglucosaminyltransferase activity. The transcript has 15 exons. The coding region runs from base 40 to 2088 and encodes 682 amino acids. Lineage: Eukaryota; Metazoa; Chordata; Actinopteri; Lampriformes; Lampridae.
CGAAGGCUGUCUCUGAGACUGGACACUCUGGCCUCUCAGAUGGAAAGACUAACCAGGGAGAGAGAGACAGACGACUUCAGCGCCCUGCUCAGGAGUGUCAGAAAGGACCAGGAGCUUCUGGUCCGCUCGGUGGAGAAGGAGCUGAGGAGAAUGGCCAUGAAGCUCGACCAGCUCAGCCUUCCUCAUCAUCGCAGCCAUCCUCAUCCUCAUCAUCACCAACCUCACACCGCCCUACCAAAUGACGACCGCAGGCCGUACACAGUCCCUGCUGAGGAGUGUGACGUACCGAUGGAUCCUGAAUAUCCUCUCUGUGCCGAGAAAGUGGAGUUCCUGCGGCUCCACUGGCAGUCGGACCCCUGCUACGAGUUUUACGGGGUGGAUGGCACCACCUGCUCCAUACUGACCUACCUCGGCCAAAUAGAGGGCUUCUGUCCCCCCCGUCCAGGAGGAAACCACUCCGCUUUGCCUUGGCAUCAGAGACCUCAUCUCCACACAGAGAAGGCAGAGAUUGGGAUGAGUUUGAAUCUGUUCUACGAGACCAUCAACCACAACGUGGGUCCUGCGGUGGAGUUCAUCCGGUCCAGAGUGGAGAGGAUGUCUGAGCGAUGGUCCGAGGCCGGACGGAGGAUGAGGAGGAAGAGAAACAGCACCGCCGCCUCGCAGAUGAAGGUGCUGCUCUACCCGGGAGUCCUGGCUGGUGUGGAGGGCCAGCGGUUCGGGGCCAUGGUGGAGACAGGGGGCCCUCUAGGGGAGCUGGUACAGUGGGCUGACCUCGGCACCUGUCUGACUGUCCUGGGUCACCGCGUGACCCUCAGCACCUCGCAGGAGCGCCUCCACAGCCUGAUAGGUGCCGCCCCGGGGCGAGGAAGCUGUCCAAUCCAGAGGCCCCUGACCUUUGACCUCAUCUAUACAGACUAUCACGGCCUCGCUCACUUGCAAGGAGCCAUGGGACCGGCCUUCCAGCACUACCAGUGCCGUUUCCGAAUCCUGGACUCGUUCGGCACGGAGCCGGCCUUUAAUUUGGGGACUUACGCUCGGGGCCGUGGCUACAGCACGCCGUGGGGCAGCUGGGCCCUCCGGCCCCGCCAGUACAUGACCAUGUUCCCUCACACGCCCGACAACUCCUUCCUGGGAUUUGUGAGCGAGGAGGCGAGAGAAGAGGACGUGAAAGCGGACACGAACAGGAAAGACAACAUCGCUGUCGUCUACGGCAAGCAGGCCUACAUGUGGCAGGGUAAGGCUGGGUAUGUGGAGUUGAUCAGUGAGGAGUUGGAGACCCACGCCACAGUUUAUCAGCCUCCAGGUCGCCCCCUCGCCCUGCCGCCCUCCGUCAUCAACCACGGCCUGCUGAGGCAGGACCGCUUCCUGCAGCUGCUCCGUAGAGCCAAGGUGUUUGUAGGUCUGGGUUUCCCGUAUGAAGGUCCUGCUCCGCUGGAGGCCAUCGCGUCUGGCUGCGUGUUCCUCCAGCCACGGUUUGACCCACCACGCUCCUCAGACAACAGUGACUUCUACAGAGGCAAACCCACCACAAGACAAAUCUCCUCCCAGCACCCUUAUGCGGAGGACUUCAUUGGAAAGCCUUAUGUGUGGACAGUGGACAUCACCAACCGAACGGCUGUACGGCAGGCUGUGAGAGCCAUUCUACACACAGAGUUGAAGCCCUUCGUCCCACGAGAGUUUACCUGUGAGGGAAUGUUAGAGAGGGUUCAAGCCUACAUCACUUACCAGAACUUCUGCAGUGCGUCCCUUCCUACCUGGCCACCAGAGGGCGCUCUGCGGGCUCACCUGGGCCCCCUGGGCGAUUCAUGUGUAAGUGUGUGCAGACGGUCUUCCCUGGUGUGUGAACCUGCCCUUUUUCACCAUCUCAACAACCCUGAUGCUUUCACCAGGUUGGGGCUUGGUUGUUCCAGCAUGGGACAGGAAGUCAACCAUCUGUUUCCUGCCUACAGCCCUUGGGGGCGUCGCUGCGUCCUGCAGCAGGAGCCGCUGUUGUUCAGCUGUGCCGGAUACGAACCAUCCCACCGCAGGCUGUGUCCCUGCAGAGCUCAUCUACCUGGACAGGUGGCGCUGUGCCCCGACUGCCACUAG